CUGCGCUGACGAAGUUCUGCGCUUCUGGCGUACAGAGCGCCAGUCAGUGACAUACUGUCAGCUGACUCGACGCCAUUUUGUCAGCCAUUUCCUAGCCGGAUCAGCACUUAGCUAGCAUUUCUUAAGCUACAGUACCACCCAUCCAGCCUCGUCUUGUCAUCAGGCCUGGAUUUGAAAACGGUACCACCGGCGAGGACGCUGUCCGCGUAGGUUAGAGACUGUCCAGCGGGGUCGGCUUGCUCCUGAGAAACCCCAGCUUGCCUCUCCGUCACGCAGGACAGCAGUGACAAGAUACUCGCCUGCAGUCAUGGCUCUGAAGAUAGUUAAAGGGAGCAUCGAUCGGAUGUUCGAUAAAAACCUUCAGGACCUAGUACGUGGCAUAAGAAAUCACAAAGAAGAUGAGGCAAAGUACAUCUCCACCUGCAUUGAUGAGAUCAAGCAGGAGCUCAAACAGGACAACAUCGCAGUCAAGGCCAACGCCGUCUGCAAGCUCACAUACUUGCAGAUGCUGGGCUACGACGUGAGCUGGGCCGCGUUCAACAUCGUGGAGGUGAUGAGCUCCUCCAAGUUCACCUACAAGAGGAUCGGUUACCUGGCAGCCUCCCAGUGUUUCCACGAAGGCACUGAUGUCAUUAUGCUGACCACCAAUCAGAUUCGUAAGGAUCUCAGCAGUCCUAAUCAGUACGAUACAGGUGUGGCUCUGACCGGCCUGUCGUGUUUUGUGACCCCUGACCUCGCCCGGGACCUGGCCAAUGACAUCAUGACCCUGAUGUCCCACACCAAGCCCUACAUUCGGAAGAAGGCGGUGCUCAUCAUGUACAAGGUGUUCCUCAAGUACCCCGAGUCUCUGCGCCCCGCCUUCCCCCGGCUCAAAGAGAAGCUGGAGGACCCCGACCCUGGGGUGCAGUCAGCAGCGGUGAAUGUCAUCUGUGAACUGGCCCGGAGAAACCCCAAAAACUAUCUGUCCCUGGCACCCCUCUUCUUCAAGCUGAUGACCUCAUCCACCAACAACUGGGUCCUCAUCAAAAUUAUCAAGCUGUUCGGCGCUCUGACGCCCCUGGAGCCUCGUUUGGGAAAGAAGCUGAUCGAGCCGCUAACGAACCUCAUCCACAGCACCUCUGCCAUGUCCUUGCUGUAUGAAUGUGUCAACACUGUCAUUGCAGUGCUGAUCUCCCUCUCCUCGGGGAUGCCCAAUCACAGCGCGAGCAUCCAGCUGUGUGUGCAGAAGCUGCGUAUCCUGAUUGAAGACUCGGAUCAGAACUUGAAGUACUUGGGCCUGUUGGCCAUGUCCAAGAUCCUGAAGACCCACCCCAAGUCUGUGCAGUCCCACAAGGAUCUCAUUCUGCAGUGCCUGGACGACAAGGACGAGUCCAUCCGGCUAAGGGCUCUGGACCUGCUCUACGGCAUGGUGUCCAAGAAGAACCUGAUGGAGAUUGUGAAGAAGCUGAUGCUGCAUGUGGACAAGGCGGAGGGGACCACGUACCGCGACGAGCUGCUCACCAAGAUCAUCGACAUCUGCAGCCAGAGCAACUACCAGUACAUCACCAACUUUGAGUGGUACAUCAGCAUCCUGGUGGAGCUGACCCGCCUGGAGGGCACGCGGCACGGCCACAUCAUCGCCUCCCAGAUGCUGGACGUGUCGAUCCGCGUGAAGGCCAUCCGCGGCUUCGCCGUGGCGCAGAUGGCCACGCUGCUGGACAACGCCCACCUGCUGACGGGCAACACGCAGCGCAACGGGAUCUGCGAGGUCCUGUACGCCGCCGCGUGGAUCUGCGGGGAGUUCGCCGAGCACCUGGACGACCCCGCGCAGACGCUGGAGGCCAUGCUGCGGCCCAAGGUGGCCACCCUGCCGGGCCACAUCCAGGCGGUCUACGUGCAGAACGCCGCCAAGCUGUUCGCCACCGUGCUGCGUGGCCAGGAGGGGGCGCCGGACGGCCAGGCCGCGCAGGAGACCACCCAGCUGCUCAUAGAGAGGCUGCCCCUCUUUGUGCAGAGCGCCAACCUGGAGGUGCAGGAGAGGGCCUCCUGCAUCCUGCAGCUGGUGAAGUACGUGCAGAAGCUUCAGCAGAAGGAGGUGGAGGUGUCGGAGGAAGUGACGGCGCUGUUUGCUGGAGAGCUCAACCCCGUGGCCCCCAAAGCCCAGAAAAAAGUGCCCGUCCCCGAGGGGCUGGACCUGGACGCCUGGAUCAACGAGCCGCCGUCGGAGAGCGAGUCGGAGGACGAGAAGCCCAAGGCCGUGUUCGCGGAGGAGGAGCCUCGCUACACCCGCCCCCGCCACACUGAAGCGGACGAGACGGAGCUGGCCAGGCGGAGAGAAGUCAGGAAGCAGGAACAGGCCAAUAACCCCUUCUACAUCAAGGCCUCUCCAUCGUCUCAGAAGGUGUACCAGGAAACUCCAGGUGUGGAGCACAUUCCAGUGGUGCAGAUCGACCUCAGCGUGCCUCUUAAAGUCCCAGAUUCUUCCUCAGGGAUGCCCAUGUCCGACCAGUACGUGAAGCUGGAGGAGGAGCGUCGGCUGAAGGACAGGGCGGAGAAGAAGAAGAAGGAGAAGAAGAAGAAGAGGGAGAAGCGGAGCAGGGGGAGGAGGGGCGACUCGGGCCCGGAGAGCGAGGAGGACAUCACCCCCGCCCACAUGGUGGACAUCGUCACCGAGGAGAUGCCCGAGAAUGCCUUGCCCAGCGACGAUGACGAGAAGGACCCCAAUGACCCGCACAAAGCCCUGGAUAUCGACUUGGACAAUCUGGUCCUGGGGCCCCCACGCAGGCCCCUGGCGGACAGCGAGAAGCUCCCGGUCAGGACACACCGGCCCCCAGAUGCCCUGAAAAGCCCCGGAGAGGAGGGCGAGGGGGCCCCUCAGGAACCGAAAAAGAAGGGCAAGAAAGAGAAGGAGAAGAAGAAGGACAAAGAGAGGAAGAAGAGCAAGGAGGAGAAGAAGAAGAAGAAGCACAGGCACGAGAAGGAGAAGGAGGAGGAGGAGCCAGGAGAUGCCCUUCCUGAGGAAGCUGUCCAAUCGGUGGAGAACAGUGAGGUGGUGGCCCCGCCCGCCACCACGCCUGCAGAGGCUUCAGACCUGGACUUCUGGCUGUCUGCUGCCCCUGUGUCCCCUAGCAACCAGGAGGCGGCGCCGAAAGCUGAACCCGCCCCUGAGGCGGGACCGGGCUCCGCCCCAGAAGAAGAACCGGGCCCGGCCUCGGAACCCGACGAGCCCGGAGGCGCGGAGCCGGGGGACGCGAAGUCCUCCAAACACAAGAAGAAGAAGCAGAAGAAGGAGAAGGAGGAGAAGGAUAAGAAAAAGCGGAAGAAGCACCACCAUCACCAUCACCACGGUGACGGGGGCGGAGCCGAGUCCGUGCAGAACGGCACAGUGGAGGAGGAGGAGGAGCCUCUGCCACCCAUGUCCAACUACUGCCUGCUGGCUGAGAACGCUUACAUCAAGAUGCUGUACGACAUCCAGGGGAACCUGCAGGACGGCAGCCAGGUGGUGGUGUCGGUCAUCUUCGAGAACAAGAGCGACAGCUUCAUCAAGUCCAUGGAGUUCACCGUGCUGGACUCCCUCAACUCUAAGCUGCAGAGGCCGGAGGGGGCGGGGCCUCACGACGGCCUCCCCGUCCCCUUCCAGCUGCCCCCCGGGGUCUCGAACGAGGCGCGCUACGUCUUCUCCGUGCAGAGCAUCGUCAUGCCGCAGAAGCUGAAGGGAACCCUCGCUUUCAUCGUCAAGUCUGAAGACUCCUCCACUCAUGAGAAACUGGACUUUAAACUGCACUUUACCUGCACUUCAUACCUGAUCACCACUCCCUGUUACAGUGACGCGUACGCUAAGCUGCUGGAGUCGGGGGACAUGAAGGGCAGCUCCGUGCGGCUGGAGGGGGUCAGCAUGCCCUUCCACCACCUGCUCGCCCGAAUCUGCUUCCACCACCACUUCUCCGUGGUGGAGCGGAUCGACUCCUGUGCCAGCAUGUACAGCAGGUCAAUCCAGGGUCACCACGUCUGCCUGCUGGUCAAAGUGACGGAUCAGACGGUGCUGAUCGACGCUAAGUGUGACGAGCCGUCACUGCUGGGGAACGUGCUGGAUGAGAUCAAGCAGACCUUCUCUCAGUGCUGAUGCCUCGGACUGCCUCUUGUGCCCACCUCCCCCCCUCUGUCUCUCUCUCUCUCUCUCACUCACCCCCACAUGAACACACACACACACACUUACACUCACACACUCACUCGCACUCACACACACACAUUCACUCACAUGCACAUACUCACACACACACACACACACACACACACACACACACACACUCAUACACACGGUGAAUGUGUAAAUGAAGAAUGAGGCCGGUAUUCCCCCCCGCCCCCCUCCAGGCUGAUGUUAUUUUCUCUGACUGUCUGACCCUGCCUCCUCAGGACACCGCCUGCUGCCUCCCCCCCUCCCCCCCCCCCAUCCACAGUCCUGUCACUCAAACUCAUCCGCUGCUCUUAUUAACUGUAAUUCAGUCUCACGCUGUUCACACGCAAGCUUCUCCAGCUUCGGAUUGAUUUCUCUUUUUCUUCUUUCUUUUUUACAUUCAUUUUCUGUCCCGAAUUCCAAUUAUGUCCAUGGUGAUUUCACCCCCCCCCCCCCCUUAAAAAAAUCUGUGUUUCUGUUCCCCUGUUUUUGUAACCUGUCAGUCCUGCGCCUGCGCAUCGUUAUUUAAACCCCUUCCUAAUGAAACUGGAUUUUGUUGUCGUUGAUUUGAAUUGAAUUGUUU
Anguilla anguilla (European eel) is the source of this 4736-nucleotide messenger RNA. Its product is annotated as AP-3 complex subunit delta-1-like. Lineage: Eukaryota; Metazoa; Chordata; Actinopteri; Anguilliformes; Anguillidae. Gene Ontology annotation, biological process: anterograde synaptic vesicle transport; synaptic vesicle budding from endosome; synaptic vesicle membrane organization. The coding region runs from base 308 to 4102 and encodes 1264 amino acids. The record is from RefSeq and is a predicted model, not a curated record. The transcript is spliced from 34 exons. Gene Ontology annotation, cellular component: terminal bouton; membrane coat; AP-3 adaptor complex.